AUGGAGGCCAUUCAAAUCUCGACGCCACCAACGGAGGAGUUGCGGGAGGACAAGCCAAAUGCCUCCUAUGGUUUAAACGUUGAACGUGCAAUCACCGAGGCACUGUCUGAGAGCAUGCCAGUGCGCCCUGGGGAAAAUGAAGCAUUUAGCACAGUUCUCCUCUACAAGGGCAGUAUAGUUCACCUAAAGCGAAUUGAUAUAACGGAGGCAGCACUGAAAUCGAAGAACGUGGAUCAUUUGCGCGCUCUCCGUGAACUCCAAUAUGAAAACAUAAACCCGUUUAUUGGAGUUUAUUUGGACACCGAAUCCGUUUAUCUGGUGUAUGAACACUGCAGCAGAGGAAGUCUGCAGGACGUUCUGGCUCAUCCUACUCUUACUUUGGAUAAAGAAUUCCGCCUUUCUCUCUUGAAUGAUUUAAUCAAGGUAUUCAUUCAUAAUCUCGACCUCCUCUGGACCGCACCAGAAUUACUGCGACAGCCCCUGCAGCAUCCACUGGGAACCCAGAAGGGUGACGUCUACUCCUUUGCCAUAAUUGCAUAUGAAUUAUUCUGUCAUUCACCACCCUUCGGAGACUGCGACCUGACAAUCCCUGAGAUUCUCCAAAGAAUACGCUCAGAGAACCCUGCAUUCAGACCAAAGAUUGAAAAGGAGCACAUAGCUCCAACAGUCAAAGCGCUGAUUGAAACCGCAUGGUCGGAGAUUCCCGAAUGUCGGCCUUCUUUUGAGACAAUCAGCAAAAUGUUUAACGAAAUCGAAAACUGCAGGUUUGUGCAAACGUUUGAAGCGAGUUCUCAGCGUUUUGACCAUCGAGGGAGAUGGUAUCGACAGUUUCCUCGUUAA
This is a messenger RNA of Dibothriocephalus latus, 840 nucleotides long. The record is from the annotation of a GenBank genome assembly. Lineage: Eukaryota; Metazoa; Platyhelminthes; Cestoda; Diphyllobothriidea; Diphyllobothriidae.